Messenger RNA from Osmerus eperlanus (European smelt), 2098 nucleotides. It is a transcript of the gene ric3a, whose product is annotated as RIC3 acetylcholine receptor chaperone a. Bases 110 to 1480 code for a protein of 456 amino acids. Gene Ontology annotation, cellular component: neuronal cell body; intracellular membrane-bounded organelle; neuron projection. The transcript is spliced from 7 exons. Gene Ontology annotation, biological process: protein localization to cell surface; synaptic transmission, cholinergic. The record is from RefSeq and is a predicted model, not a curated record. NCBI's taxonomy places the organism in Eukaryota, Metazoa, Chordata, Actinopteri, Osmeriformes, Osmeridae.
CGUUGAACCGUUACAGUGAGAAUGUGAUGGAGAGGAUACUGUGGUUUCCGACCUGUAUACCAGUGUUGCAGUUUCUCUUUUAGAUCAAAUUAACGUUGUCAUUGACAGAAUGUUGGUUACAACUUUUCAGAAGGUUACUCUAUUUUCUUGCUCCGUGCUAUGUCUUUCGCUUUUCCUGCCCAAAAUGCUUUUGCCCAGAGGGAAGAAAGAUGUAGGGCAGGCCGACGUCAGACCAGGUUACUACCCCCCUAUGAUGCAUCGUCUUCCUGUGCCAGAGGACCAGGGGUUGUGGGAGGAGGGCUCUGUGCCCCCCCUGACUCAAAGCCUUGAUAUCAUGGCCAAAGUAAAAAGCAUGAGUGGAGCCAGCAGGCCCAGCCUCCUGGGGCAGGUCAUACCCAUCUAUGGAUUUGGAAUUCUCCUUUACAUCCUCUUUAUUUUCUACAAGAUGACAUCUAAAGGAAAACCACCUACCAAGUCCGACGGCCACUUUCCUCCAACACCAAAUCAAAGAAAUCCGAUAUCUGACUACGAGCUGGCCAGGCUUCAGCAGAGGCUGCAGGAGACGGAGCAGCUGAUGGAGAUGAUCGUCUCUGGAACGAGCCGGGCGCCCGACAGACUGCCCUCUAGUGUCAAGAGGGGUAAAUGCAGGAGUAAGAGCCGGCGCCUGAGCAAGAGUAAAGGUGGUUCCCGGCAGCAGCGGCAGCGUGAGAAGGAGGAGGAGGAGGAGGAGGACAGGCUGCGGCUGCAGCUGAAGGACAUCAGCCGGGUGAUGGAGGAAGGUCGGACGGAGGCCGCCUCCCCAGAGAUCGAGGCCGAGGAGGUGACCUACACAGAGGACUGGGAUGGCUACCCCGAGGAGACCUACCCCCAGUACGAGGAGCCCUGUGGCAGGCGCAGGUACGACACCGUCAGCCUUGUGGUUGAGGAGCCGGGCUGCUGGCGGCCCACCCCCGAAGCCCUGGCUGAGAGGAUGGAGGUGGAGGAGGAGGAGGUCGAGGUGGACACCAGGCUGCCAGUCCUGCUGGAGGAAGAAGAGGAAGAGGAGGAGCAGGGAGAGAGGGAGGGUCUCCCUCCUGCCUUGGGCGGCGAGGGAGGAAGGGGGCAGCGGCUGGAAGUGGCUGUUGGGAGGGAGCUCUGGCCAUCUCCUAAAGCGAAAAAACAAAUCAGCUUUAAUGAGCACAAAGAUGUUUUCCAGUAUCCUAAAGAGCGCUUUUAUGAGGGUCAGGAGGAGGAGGAAGAUGAUGAAGAGGAGGAGGAAGACGAGGAGGAGGAGGACCCUUUGAUUGAAGCCGAGAGUCUCCUAUUAGAUUAUGACGUCUGUCGCAACCCCGAGGCGGAGGCAGAGGAGGAGGUGGAUGAGGAAGAGUGCCUGCUCCUGUCCCUUCCUCCCCCACCUCGAGGAGGGAGUCCCACCCCUUCAGUCCUGAUGAGGGACCUGGCCACCAGUGGGGUGAGGAUGAGGAACCGGAGAGAGACAUAGAUAACAGCACAAUGUUCCUAACCAGUUUGGACCUAAAAUGACCUUUCAUAUUGAAUGUAUGUACUACCUCUACUUUCCUGGUCGAUCUCAAGAUCAAAACUCUACCUCUGAUGUUUGUACAUGUGCAUUUUGUGGAUAUUCCUUUUUAAAUUAUAUAAUCUGUUAUGGAAAUAACUUCAUACAAGUACAUAGAGGAAUUUGCUGACUCAACAGUUUUAUUUGUGUUUUUGUCAUACUGUACUGUAGAGAACUGUGUAUAAACAAACACAAUUAAAUUGACCAAUGUACACAUUAUACAUUACAGUGAAACGGCACUAGAACACAUUUAAUAAUAUGACUUUUUGCACCCGGACACAAAGAAACUUGUAUGAAAAGCUCAGUCUUUUUUUUCCUGCAAAGAUCACAGAAGUUUGCUUGGUAUUCAGUAUAGUUAGAUCACAAUAAGGUACAAGAACAGCACAUUGGAUUAAAGUAGACAGUGUUUUUAAAACUCGCAGUAACAACAGGAGGCAUCGGAGAUUGUUCUUUGCUAUUUUCCUUCAUGUGACAAAAUUGGACAUUUAGUAAUAAUAAAAUAGAAAAUAGAUUUGUAUUUCAAUAAAGGAUUUUGUCCCUCCA